AUGAAGCUGUACGGAAUACUUGACUACCUAGGUACGUACCUCUUACCGUAGAUAACCGAUAAAUGUGGAUACCACUUAACGCGUACCAGGGAAGCUGCAAAGCUGCAAGGCAUCAAAAACGCGUCUUCAAUCGCGGGGUCCAACUUUCAAAAGAUUGCCAAGUACAAAAGUUACAAGGACUUACCACUUCCAACCAUUAUAACAUUACACUACAGCCUAGUUGAUUCUGCACGAUGGACGACGAAGAUAUAUCCCACCCUUACGAUAAUAGCCACCGCGCGUUCCUACAGGCCUUCAUGGCCCGCGGUACCAUGACGUUCAGCCAAGCACAACCCAUCCUCGCCGCUAUAUUCACAGUCCACGAUCAAGACGAGUACAAAAACGGGAAUAGCGAUGAGGAGCCUGAAGUGACACGACCGGAACAGGUCACACGCGAAGACUUCGAGUCGUACGUAUCGGCUGUGUCGGCGGCUAUCUCCCCCUUCGACAUGGAAAUCCGAUCGACCACGCACCAAGUCUCCAAAGAGCGCGUGUAUUCCCUCAUCAACACAACCUCGGACCCCAUGACGCAGCUCGCCACGCUGCGCUCAGCCGAAGAGAUGGCGUUUGUAAGGAGGGUCAUCGACGCCAUGUUCGACCGGUAUAACUCCCCUAGAAUGGAAGUCCUAUGUCUAGACGGCAUGCAAGCUAAUAAGCUGCGAACGGCGCCGCGCAACGAGGACGAGGAAAACGGCAACGGCAACGGCGGCAACGGAGCGGGAGAAAAUGCAGGUGGUGGUGGUGGUCUGAAGGGCCUCAAGAGCAGCGAGGUGGAACAGGUGCUGCGCGGCCUCGUCGACGAGGGGUGGUUCGAGCGCAGCCGCGCGGGCUUCUACUCGCUCUCGGCGCGCGCGCUGACGGAGCUCCGGCAGUGGCUGGUGGACGCGUACAACGACGCCGAGGCGGGCGAGGGCGAGUGGCAGCGCGUCAAGUUCUGCGAGGCGUGCCGGGAGAUCGUGACGGUGGGGCAGCGGUGCGCGGAGCGCGACUGCUGCGUCCGCCUGCACGAUAUCUGCCAGGAGGCGUUCUGGCGCACGCGCAAGGAGCGCGCGUGUCCGCGGUGCGGGACGGGGUGGACGGGGAGGAACUUUGUGGGGGAGAAGGCGGUUACGGAGACGGAGGCGUAUCAGAGGGGUAGGAGACGGAGUGGUAGGGGGGGUGGGAGGAGUAGUCUUAUGGAGGAUAUUGUGGAUGGGGAGGAGGAGGAGGAGUGAGAGGGUCUGUUCUGGGCUGUCUUACAGUUGUACUCAACCUCUUCUUCUUUGGGAGUGGUGGUGAGUUACGGUAUUACCUACUAAGUCAUGCCCUUUUACUGUACUUUUAUAUCGGUCUAGAACCGCGGUUUAGAGAACAAAAGGGAAAGGGAAAUCAAAUGGACAUAAAAAACGGAGGUGUUAGAUUAGAUACCCUUGGACUUGUUCCCCUGAAAAUGGAAUUACUAUGUAGGUAUGUUUAUGGGAUAUCGUUUGCUUAAUCAUAAUAGUCUUGUUUCUCAAA
Molecule: messenger RNA, 1536 nt
Organism: Daldinia vernicosa
Lineage: Eukaryota; Fungi; Ascomycota; Sordariomycetes; Xylariales; Hypoxylaceae
Product: Nse1 non-SMC component of SMC5-6 complex-domain-containing protein
Exons: 1
Coding region: 234-1253 (339 amino acids)
Biological process (GO): double-strand break repair via homologous recombination; DNA damage tolerance
Cellular component (GO): Smc5-Smc6 complex; nucleus
Molecular function (GO): ubiquitin-protein transferase activity
Source: RefSeq, a predicted model, not a curated record